Messenger RNA from Rotaria sp. Silwood1, 254 nucleotides. NCBI's taxonomy places the organism in Eukaryota, Metazoa, Rotifera, Eurotatoria, Philodinida, Philodinidae. The record is from the annotation of a GenBank genome assembly.
AUGUCACACCGAGUCAAUAUUCGAACUGUUACCGGAAAUAAACAUAGUCCAUUGCUACUAAGUAAAUUUCAACGUGUACAAAAUCGAGCUGCAGCUAUCUGGGAUGCAUGGAAUGAAGAUGGACGUGGUCUUGCUUUGGAAUUGGUGGCUCAUCUACACAGAAUUUCAGCCGAACAAAUCUAUUAUGAUAUUUAUGGAAAUCCAUCAGAUGUUGAUAAACGAUUUGGUAUUGAAGAUUCGACGAAAUUGGAACG